Molecule: messenger RNA, 1410 nt
Organism: Neoarthrinium moseri
Lineage: Eukaryota; Fungi; Ascomycota; Sordariomycetes; Amphisphaeriales; Apiosporaceae
Exons: 4
Coding region: 1-1410 (469 amino acids)
Cellular component (GO): fungal-type vacuole membrane
Source: RefSeq, a predicted model, not a curated record
AUGCAGCUCGAUGGGGCAAAGUGUCGAGAGACCACGGCGACUGAUUCGACGCUGCGGCAGAGAUCUGUUGACAGGGCGGGUUGGGUGUGUGUGUGGUGCCUGGUCGGCAUGCCUUGCCUCCAGAUCAACUUCGCCUGGAUCUCUCGCCCUCUGGGCCUCUGGGCCUCUGGGUCUCUGGGUGGUGGCACCAUGGCACAGGUGCUUAUACGGAUUGAGCCACCGGCCCUUCGGGUCAUGGGAUGGAUGAUGGUCCCCCUCCGGAUUGCACAUGCCAGAACUGCAGUCUGCUCGCCGGUACAAAGUAGUCCUGACCUCCUCUACCGCGUCACCGGGACUAUAAUCGAGUCUCAACAACGCCUCACUCGACCACGGCGAUCCCAAAGACCUCACGUUCACAGCAGCAGCAUGUCGGAAACCACAUAUGGCUCCGCGCCCAAGUCCAAGGCCAGAGGUGGCCAUUGCAAGAGGUUCUGGUGGGUCUACCUCUUGGUCCUGAUUGUCAUCAUCGUUAUUGUCGUGCCAUGCAUAAUUCUGGUUGCCGUUCCCAAGAUGGCGCAGCAGAAGGUGGACGCCGCCCAUCUGUCCAUCGAGGGCAUCACCAUUUCCCAAAGCGAGACAAACUCACUCAACAUGGCCAUCAACUCGACCAUCACGACUGAUGGGAGUGCCCACGCAAAGAUAGCAGCCUUCAGUGGUACGAUGUGGCUCCUGGACCACGAUCCGCCCUUGGCCUUCGCCACUGUCGACUUUCCGGAGGUGUCCUCGGAUGCUCUGGUCACGGUCAACACCAGUCAGCACCUACCUAUCGAGCAUAUGGAGGAGCUCACGCUAUUCAACCAGUAUCUCCUCGCCAAGGAAACAGUCAACGUCAGGGUUCAGGGAGACACGACUAUCCGAGUAUCCGGCAUCGCCCGAGAUUACCCAAUUACCUUCUCCAAGGACGUCGAGAUCGUCGGCUUCAAUAACUUUGCAGGCAUGAAGGUUGAUAAUACGUCCGUUUCGCUCUCUACAACGAAAAACUUCAAUGCCACUGCAACGAUUCCAAAUCCCACAAUCUGGACAAUUGAUGUUGGCAAUGCAUCAUUCUAUACCUUCUUCAAUGGUGCUAACAUUGGCAACUCUAACAUCACCAACAUGGUCCUAUAUCCAGGCGAUAACGUCUUCCCAAUUCAGGGAGACAUUCAGCAGCUUCCCGUGCUCAAGGCUCUUGAAGGGAAGCCAUACUGUGAAAAUGGGGGCAUCCUCCCCUUUCAGAUAUCGGGACACACAGUCGUGAACAAUGGCCAGCCUAUUCCGUGGCUCGCCGACGCCUUGGCUGCCUCGAAUCAGAGUGUUACCAUCGACAUUGGCAGUGCUGUCAAACCUCUUGGUGUUCAGGUUUCAUGCCGCAGCAGCAAUACUACGUCUUAA